AUGAGCUCCGAAAACGCCGAUCAUAUAAAGGAAAGUGUGAAAGACUACUAUGGCAAAACGCUUCAGACUUCAGAUGAUCUUCAGACAAAUGCCUGCAAAAUCGAAGCCAAGAAAAUGUCUUCCGCCGUGAAGGAUGCACUGAAACUCAUCCACGAGGAGGUAUCUAGCAAGUAAGGGCCUGUAUAUGUUUCUGAUUGGUUAAUCUUUCUUACUCGAUACAGUGCGGAGGAAAUUCGUGUGAGCAAGCCAAACAAACUUCUCGUUAGUAGAGAGGUUAAGCUUCAUCUCUACGUCAAAUGGCAAAGGCGAAUUUGUACCACGUGACCCAGUUUCCACUUUACUUGUCGUUUACUGUUUAUUAUUUCUACACAUAAAUUAGUAGUUUCACCCAAUUUUUUAUCCAUAAGAAUUUUUCUGAAUCGUUUUUAUCUGGUCAUUUUCUAUUUUGAGAAAUUUUCAAUUUAAAUCUGAUGUUUGCCGUUUGCGGUACACGUGAAGCUUAAACUCUCUAAUAAUGCGUAGAGUGGAUUAUUAUACGCUCUAGUUAGAUCUGAUCGCGCAGUUGCUGAUUCUGCCCAUCAAAUCUGAAACCCAGCGUUUAAAGUUAAAUGUUAUUGAUGUCUAACCUUAGAUCCGGCUCACGAUAUCCCUAUUACCUUUGUUUGCCUACACUGUUUUCUUUUCCCUUGAAUCAAUAUCGAAAAUGAGAACAAAGUUCAACACAGAACUGAUCUAGUAAAUAUGCUUAAUUUAUUCGAAAACAUAUCAGAUAUACUAUACAUAACUUCUACACAAUAUAUACGCACCACACGAAAAAUACAAAACUGUUUUCUCUCUAGUCAACGCCACAACUAAACACAUAAAGCAAUUACAUCAAAUUCUAUCUUUCCUUCCUUCUUUCUUUUGUUCUGUUAUAAUGUUAUGCCUGUGGACUGUUUAUAUUACUGUUUCAGCUCGUCGUUAAAGGGACAGGCUCACGGCUAGGCGCACGCUCAUUAAUUAAAUUACUUUUUUUCCCAUCUUAUUACUAACUCUAUCGGUUAAUAAUCCCACCCAAAUGUAUCUCCGCGAUCUCAAGAGUGUAUUUCAAAGUAGAAGUGUAUUUCAGAGUAACCUGAAGUAGGAUGGAGGAGUACUAAAAUAGCAGAAAAAAUUAGUGUAUUAUGCAAACACUACCAACGUUGAAUUUAUUGGUGGCCCGAAGGUUUUAUUCCAUGGUUGAUUAAUUUACAGCUAUUUGCAAAUAUUUAAGUUGAUCAAGUGCAAGUGACUGCCAGGGGAGUGUGCUGAUUGGUUCUUUGACAACAUUAUGACAUGAUCAUGUGGCUCGCAUAGACGAUACAGCGUGUCUCGACAGAAAAACAGCAUUUUGAUAAAUGAGCAUGCGCUGAACCGUGAACCUGUCCCUUUAAUUGAGGGUCUCAAUCUGUUGGUGGCUUUUACGGUUAUCGCCUAAAGUUUUGACUCUCUUACGGCUAUCGGUUAAUUUUUUUCAGUUACGGUUUACAAAAAAGUUAAAAGUUAAUUUCUUUUGUUUCAAGGAGUUAACUAUUAUUAAACCUGUAUUUUUUGUAAAAAAAAAAAAACGUUCGAGGAUUCAAAACAAGGCUGACAAGUAACCUGCGGCAUACAUCGUUAUAUUUACUUGCACGAGUCAUGUUCUAAUAUGCCCGUUAAAUUGACUUAAAAUCCUUCAAUGUAAAGCCGCUCGCUUUCACCAUCUGAGUCAAGCAGCAGGGGUAGUUCCAGAUCUAGCAUGCCAGCUGGACUGUCAUAAUACCCCUUCCUUUUUCCCUUUCUCCCAAUCCCCUACCCCUUUUUCGCGGGCUAGACCCUGGCUGUCAUGUUCUCCACCAAGAUCUUCAUCAUCUUACACUAUGGUCGAAGACUUACCUCUAGUGUUAUCAUUUAGGGAUAGCUCGCAAGAGAAUUCAGUCCUUUCAACUUUAACUAUACUUUGGAUCAUAGGUAUAAAGUUAUCUCAAGAGUCUCCUCUGCAACUUACCUGCAUGGGAUAUAUCUAUUGUCGACGAUUUGUCCUGGAAUGAACAUUAUGACACUAAUUGUAAGAAGGCGAAUUCAACUCUUGGGCCUAGGCCAAACGUUAAACUUUUCAUGAGACGAACGAAACUUAUAAUUUCAUGAAAAGUUCGCCUCAGUUAAGUUCAUCUGAAUGGGUUUGGAUCGUCCAACACCUUCUAUCGGUCUGCUUCAGGCGAAUAAAACGUCUGAAGAUUGUCUCCGGAACAAACGUCGAUCUUCACAUGCGACUAACUAAACUAAUAAAUUAACGUAUAUUUAGCCUUAUUCGGGAGAAAAUUUAUUACUCCUAAGUUCACCGUCUGACCCAACAGACGAUGUUAACUUAAUUUAGGUUGACCCAAAUUAGAGUUUGGUUCGUCUCAUGAAAAGUUCCACGUUUGGUCUAGGCCUUGAUCUUCUUAGACGAAUCAUAUCUGGUUCGUUGUACUCCGGAGAUCAAGAACACAGCUUAUGUUACUCUUGUACGCCCCAAUUAAACUAGAGUAUGCCUGUACUGUAUGGAACCCUUAUGCACAGUGUAACAUCAAUAAGAUAGAGAUGGUCCGGCGCGGAGCGGCCAGAUUUGUCUAUAACGAUUAUUCCCGUUUCAUCCACGUCUCUCCAAUGACUAAAGCACUGGGAUGGGACUCUUUGGAGAAUCGUAGAUUGAUCAACCGAGUGUUCAUGUUUUUCAAGAUUUAUAAAGGGCUUGUUGGUAUUUCCCUACUACCUGAUGUAUCUGGCAAUACAACUAGAGCUUCAUUAUCCCCUAAUUGUGCACUAUGAUUUCACCAUUUUCCCACACUUAAAGAUACUUAUUAUUCAUUCAAAAUAUUUCCCCGAUUCUGAUUGGCUAAAAGCACACGCAUAAUUUACCAUAACCAGUUUCUGAUGACCAAAUUUGGAAGAAUUUUGUGUUUAACGAGAAAAUGACGUCAAAAAUGCAGCGUUACUGCAGGUUAAGGCACCGUUAACCGAGAAGACCUGGGGACGACGUUGAGUUGUUUUGGUUGUGAACUUGAAAAAUGGCGGACAUUUCACUCGUUUCAAGAGUAAGAACUAGGCGAAAAAAUAACUAAAAACACGGCAAGAACAGCAAGAAGACAACUCGAAGGGCGACAUCUGCUAUUUGGAGAAUAUUUGCGGAGCUGGACAACCCUAAACGUGCACUAUCGAAGAUAAACUUAACAACGAUGGAUCGAUGGAGGUAAGCAUGUUUUAGCCAUGUUUUUAAACUAGGAAUUAUUUCGACUGAAUAAUAAAACAAUCAUUGAAUUCGGCUUUCGUAUCAUAUGAAGAAUUAUGGAGAUCUCGGAGGGUGUUAUCCGCCUCGAUAACACCCUCCUCGAUCUCCAUAAUUCUUCACAAGAUACUCAGCCUCAUUCAUUAAUUGUUAACUAUUAAGUGUACCCUUACCUAUAAUUUCUGACUUAAUAGAUGAACUUAAAGCCAUUAUCUCUGGCAUGAAGGAUACUAUUUUAGAUUGUGUUUUUAUAUUGCUUUUUAAAAUUUAUUCAUAUUCAUUUUAUAAGGCCACUUUAUUGCUAGUUCAUACAUACUUCAGCGAGUUCAAAACGCAGCAGCCCGGCUUAUAACUGGAACAGCAAAGUUUUCUCACAUAACUCCGGUGCUCCAUUCCCUUCACUGGCUUCCCAUAAAACAGAGAGUACAAUUUAAAAUGUUAAUUUUAAUUUUUAAAGCUAUUAAUGGCCUAGCUCCUAAUUAUAUUAGUAAUUUAGUUAACAUUUUAUGCGCUAGCAAAUAUUUGCUUCGUCGAAACAAUGAGAUACUAUUGGAACCAUACAAUGGUAAAACCAAGAAAACGCUAGGUGACAGGGCGUUUGCCGUGGCGGCCUCCAGCCUUUUUAAUUCACUCCCUCGUGAAAUCAGACACGAGACAUGUUUUAACACUUUCAAAACUAAGGUUAAGACUUUUUUGUUUCGUAUGGCUUUCUGUUAAUUUUAUCUAAUUUAGUUGCUCAUUAUCUUAUUUUUAAUAUGAUGUAAUUUAGUUUUUUAUGAUGUAUUUUUAGUUUUUAUAUGAUGUAUAUAGUUUUCUUUUGCUUUUGUUUAUAGUUUUUAGGUAUCUUAGAUGUAGCGCGCAUUUGAUCAUAUUCGAAUGUUAAUUUGCGCGCUAUAAGCAAUAAAUAUUAAUAAAUUACAGUCAAACCAGGUCAAGCGUACCCCCCAAGAAUCCAUUAAUGAAUUUAUUAUUCAAAAGUUGAAUCCGUUGCUAGUUGUAGAUUUCAGAUUGAUCUCUGCAUUCUUGUAUGUGUAAUGAGCCGUGAAUUCACACGCGAGGCAUUUAUGAAAUUUCUACCAGCUCCAUUUUCCUGAAAUUGAUGUAAAUGUCUUCUAAGAAGCUUAAUCCAUUCAAAGAUUUCCAAUCUGACCAAAUACAGAGAAGUUCUCGUAAAAUAUUCACUGCUCAUUACGCAUGCAGAAAUGCCGCUUUGAAUUUGACACCAGUUACGGGAACGACUAACGGAUUCAUUUUUCAAAUAAUCAAUUCACUGAUAGAAUCUUGGGGGGUACGCUUGACUUGGUUUGACUGUAAUAUGUAUGUAUGUAUGUAUGUAUGUUCAUUUAUUUACUUACUUAUUUAUUUAAUUUUUGCUUUUAAACUCCUAGUAUAAUUAUCACUGUUUUACGAGGAUACUUAUUAAAGAUUAAAGGGAACAAAAUUUUUUUACGGUUAACUUACGGCUAACGGUUAAAACUAAGGUAGUCAUUGAUUACCGAUCCGCGUUCGUCACUUACGGAAACCGACAUCGAGUCGAGAGGAGUCCAGUUUUUCCUGCCGAGAUGCCCCUGAUAAAAUCAGUGGGGGCGGCUAAUCGGCAGUCGUCCGCGAUACCUCGAAAAUUUGUGGCUUUGUUCCACAGGAACACCAAGAUUAGGAUGCGUUCGGACGAACGCGAUAAAUUAAAUUUUACGGCUGCCGACCGGCUAAUUUUUGGCUGUUUUACGCCUAUCGGUUAAUCCCAUUGAGACCCUCUUAGUUUUCAUCAAUUUGUUAGGGAACCUAAGCACGCACAACGGUAUCGGCGACAAGAAAGUUGAGAAGCGACAACUUGGCACGUUCGUCACACUUUUUGUACAUUCCUUUGCCAUUACUGCACCAGUACGUUUUAUGGGGGACAUAAAAGCACCAUGGGCACGAAUUUUUUUCUAUCGGCUUCGUACCUUGACGUGCCACUAUGAAUUCAUCUCUAAGAGAUUAAGAAAGUUGGGAAAUUCAAAAAAACGAACUAAUGCGAAUUCCCUUUUAAAUGACGUUUUCGUUGCCGUCGCGGUCUUGUUGCUUGAGCUCCCUUAACUUGGUAGUCAAGGCGGCUAUUGUGCAUGGGUAAACCAUUGUAUGUAGGCAGCAAUCACGUUCUUAGAGGCUGCGAUCCUUUAGUCCAGCACUAGAGAUCACUCCACUGAAUAAUUGUAACGCAGGCUCUGGAAGCGAGGUUUGGAAAGGCCAGAAUUGGUGAGCAACUACAGCAAGCACAACCAUUCCGCUAGAUAAGGGUAACGAAGGCUCUGGGGACGAGAUUGUCGAGGCAGAUAUCUGCAAUGACGUAAUGACCUGUACACCAAUCAAAACUUCAGAGGAAAUAAUUUGAAUGAUAAUAGUAUUUGGAAGUUUUCUUCAAUCUUAAGAGAACUUUGCUCGUUACAAGAACUAAAUGAACUGUAAUGUACGUAUCUCUAGCUAUGUUGUGUUUCUCAAUAACAGGUCAGUAUUAAAAAAGAAUCUUUAGCUUAGCUCAGAGGCUUUUUAUGAGUCCCGGCCCUAAGCGGCACAAACCCACACAUACUUACCUAAAUAUCCUCCGGCGUUAAAAUUCAUGACGCAAAAACUACAAAUUAAAAAUAUAAAAUGUACAGGGAAAUCUUAACCUUGCUGUCUUCGGUCAUAGGUGAACUUUAGUUUGAUGUCAAUUUCAGGUUUUUCGGAUGUGGUUUAGUAGCCCCAGAGGCGAUUGAGGGCAAGACAAUUCUGGACCUUGGAAGUGGAUCGGGACAGGACUGUUUUGUUCUCAGUAAGCUUGUUGGUGAAAAUGGUCAUGUGACUGGAGUAGAUAUGACGAAGGAACAGGUCGGUGGUUAAAUGAAAAUAUAUGUUUUUCCUUUUUACACAACAUUACAUUGUUGGUGCGAAUUUUCCUGUACUGUGUUCUUGUCCAUAUAUAUAAGCUUUUUGGUUCGAUUUCAAAGCGAUUUAUUCUGUUUAUCGCCGCGAAUCGAGCCAGCUCGAAUUUUGAUGUGACUUAUCGGGAAUUUUCUCCUCACGUUAAAAAAAUCCCCUCCUUGGUAGAUAAGUAUAUUUGCGGCAAAUGCCUCUUACAGUAAGCACUGCAUAAAUAAUUUUAAAAAUACAAAGAAGUAAUCGACACAAAUUUGCAGCAAAAAUAGCAUAUAAAAGAAGAUAAAAAUAAGAAAGUUAUAUGAUAAAAUAAUCCCUGAACUUUGAAAGCUGGCAAUAUGGUUUAAAGAGCAAUAGUGAUCCCUUGCCCCGUACCUACUGUGGUCUUCAUGGACGGGACAUCGACUUCUGUUUUUAUUUGUGACGUCUCUUUUUUUUUUUUACUAUUCGCGGCUUCUUUUUUUUCGUUCGCAAAUUUUUUUAUUCGCGAUUUAAAAAAGAAGUUGCAAAUAAAAAAAGUAAGUCGCGAAAGAAAUAAGUAAGACGCAAAGGAAGAAAAAGUCGCUUGAAUGAAAAGAGAAAGAAGUCACGAUUUGGAUAAAAGAGAGGUCACGAAUGAAAAAUGAAUUCGUGAGUAACAUCUGAAGUCGCUAAAGUUAAAACGAAGUGGUCAAUAAAGAAAAAAAAGAGUCGUGAAUUAAAAAAAAGAUGUCGCGAAUAAAAAUAGAAGUCGAUGUCCCUUCUCGGCUACCUGACCGUACUUACUAGACGUCUCAAAUAAACGAUAAAUUUUUAAAAGAAAUUCCCUACGAAAAGUAACUAUUACAUGAAUGUUGUUUAUUGAUCUAACUUCAUUUUCUUAACGUGCUAAAGGUGGAUGUUGCUAACAAAUAUGUAGAAUACCACACAGAAAAAUUUGGAUAUUCAAAGCCUAACACUGACUUCAAACUUGGGGAAAUGGAACGUCUGUCUGAUAUAGGCAUACAGGAGAAUUCUAUUGAUAUUAUCAUGUAAGUUUGUUUUACAUCAAUGGAAUGUUUAUGAACUGUUUCAUGAAUUGUUAAACUAGUCUUUAACAGGUCGGCUUACUCCUUUACUUCGUUGGGGGUGCGUAUUGCGUAACAAAGACUUGUGCUCACUACAUGAAUAAUUCAAAAUAGACCAUAAUUGUGUGCUAAGUGCCCUGGCCUUUGAAUAGAAGCGAGGCCGGAGGUUACCUUGUUUUAUUACAAACCUUCCCGAAAAUUUCGCGCGUGGGUUAGGGUUAUGAAACAGAGAAUUUUAAACUCUUAAGUAUACCGUAAAUUGACUUUGUCACUUUCACAUUGCCCAUAAUACACCUUUUUAACGCCCCACAAGAUAGCAUAAGCGUUGUCUUCGAUUUCUCUUCGGACAACUGUAAUACGCAGCAGUCAAUGACUAAGUCAAAAAAUGACAACACUAACUUUCUGCGGGGAAAUCGAACCGUCUGCCUUCCAGUAACUUCUCGNACAUGAAUGUUGUUUAUUGAUCUAACUUCAUUUUCUUAACGUGCUAAAGGUGGAUGUUGCUAACAAAUAUGUAGAAUACCACACAGAAAAAUUUGGAUAUUCAAAGCCUAACACUGACUUCAAACUUGGGGAAAUGGAACGUCUGUCUGAUAUAGGCAUACAGGAGAAUUCUAUUGAUAUUAUCAUGUAAGUUUGUUUUACAUCAAUGGAAUGUUUAUGAACUGUUUCAUGAAUUGUUAAACUAGUCUUUAACAGGUCGGCUUACUCCUUUACUUCGUUGGGGGUGCGUAUUGCGUAACAAAGACUUGUGCUCACUACAUGAAUAAUUCAAAAUAGACCAUAAUUGUGUGCUAAGUGCCCUGGCCUUUGAAUAGAAGCGAGGCCGGAGGUUACCUUGUUUUAUUACAAACCUUCCCGAAAAUUUCGCGCGUGGGUUAGGGUUAUGAAACAGAGAAUUUUAAACUCUUAAGUAUACCGUAAAUUGACUUUGUCACUUUCACAUUGCCCAUAAUACACCUUUUUAACGCCCCACAAGAUUGCAUAAGCGUUGUCUUCGAUUUCUCUUGGGACAACUGUAAUACCCAGGAGAAAAUGAAAAAUGUAAAAAAUGAAAAAAUGUAAUUUUUUCGGUGGAAUCGAACCCAUUACCUCCGGAUAAGUUCUACUUUUGUCUUCCCCACUGAGUUACGAGGCCAGAAAGAAGCGAAUCGUGCGGGUCUAGUAAGUUGGUAAAUCACGGCGCAGAUUAAACUUUAUAUUUAGCAAGGAAAGCACAGAAAACUGGUCUUUGUACUCCUUGCAGAUACCGAUUGGCGCGCCCUUCGCAAAGAAAAACGCGUAACAACGCACAUUGAGAUCUUUUUACUUUUGCCUUUUUUAGUUCAAAUUGUGUUGUUAACUUGACUGCAGACAAAAAAGUUGUCCUCAAGGAAGCUCACAAGGUUCUUAAGGUAAAAUUAAGUCGCUUUUAUAAAGAAUCCGUUAAAAACCCUCCCAGAUCGUGCUUUAUCAAGCCUAUUGGAGACACAGUUUUCACCAGUAUGCAUUGCAACCAGACUAACCUCUGACUCUGAUUUUGCGGUUUGUCCUAGAAUGGCGGUGAGGUUUAUUUCAGUGAUAUGUACACAGAUACAAAGCUUCCUGAAGCGCUAAAAGAAGACAAAGUAUUGUGGGGUAAAGUUUCAUUUUAUACUAGAAAAUCCUUGAAAUAACUGGGUACAAUCCAUUUGGUCUUUUACAGGCUAAAAAAAACUAUUUAUAUGUGAUCUGGUUUAAAACGAUACCUAAGCUAAUUCAUUUAACAAAAUAAUUCAUGGAAUAUUUCUAUAGUGUUCAAAAUUAUACGAGCAGCUAGUUUUUACGUGCAAAAAACCCCCAUCAAAGGCUUCUUUACUAAAGGGUGUGCAAACAGAACUUGAAUACUUGAACCAUAACUGGAUAUAGUUUCUUUAGGAGAAAAGUAUGAUCAAAGAUAUCGAUCGAACACCUUAACGUGGCUCGAUGGGUUUUUCUUGGUCAGUACCUCCCAAGUUCGAGCAUACCGUAGUAAACUACGUCGCCAUUGAUCAAGAUUUGGAAAAGUUACCACCACAGCUUUAUUAGAUAAAGAUGAAAAUUUGUUGUGUUCAGGGUUACAAUAGCAAUACAAUAAGAUAGUUUGUUUUGCCUUGUGUAGGUGAGGGUCUUGCAGGAGCCUUACACUGGAAGGAGCUGAUUGAACUGUGUAAAGAAGUGGGCUUCAGUGGACCUUACUUGGUUACAUCCAGGCCUAUUGAAGCUGAACCGGAACUGAGGAAAUCUUUGGGUAGGUUUAUUAGGGGUCGGGUUCCAAAGUAG
Messenger RNA from Porites evermanni, 9486 nucleotides. The record is from the annotation of a GenBank genome assembly. Lineage: Eukaryota; Metazoa; Cnidaria; Anthozoa; Scleractinia; Poritidae.